This is a messenger RNA of Procambarus clarkii (red swamp crayfish), 2579 nucleotides long. RefSeq lists its product as uncharacterized. NCBI's taxonomy places the organism in Eukaryota, Metazoa, Arthropoda, Malacostraca, Decapoda, Cambaridae. The record is from RefSeq and is a predicted model, not a curated record.
CCACCAGAUGGCUGUCCAGCCAACCUGGGUCGCCAGCCAGCCAGCCAGGUCAUUCACUUGUCUGGUUCUGUUCUGGGUACACAUCCAGGCCAUCCCGCCUUCAGCGUCUUCACAUCUUCAGACAUGUGCGUUUGUAAUAUUUGUAAAGCCAAUUACGAUGGAACUCUACGAAGGCCGUGUAGUCUGCCUUGUGGUCAUACAGUCUGCUCGCAGUGUACUAAAGAUGCUGUACAGAAUGCUCUGCUCGUCUGCCCGAGCUGCAAUACUGAGCACAGUGCCACAGCUGAUGCUCACUUCCCAAUUAGCUACGGUAUGGAGGCCUUGAUGAGGAAACUCGAAGGUGUUAGGCAGUUGUCAGUGGCACCAGGAUCUGCUGCACCUAAAGAGCACUCUAUAAAAGUCAGCAAAACGCUACAGUCGCUGGUGGAGCAGCACAAGAGCAUCAUCAACUCUCUCAUAACUGGCUGUGAAAAAGUACUCUCUAAUUUGGGAGAGUACCAGGUCAAGCUGAGUGACUGGGAGAGUAAACACGACAAAGUUGAGGACGGACUCGUUGGUGUGGUGGAGCUGAACAAGGCGGCAGUGAGUCUGCUGGACCAGGAGAUUAAAAGUGUGGCAGAUAUGGCAAAAGUAGGAGGAGAAAUAAAGCGGCAGCUACAAGAGUUGCUAGUGUGCCUCGACACCCCAGAGGCUGCACAUGAGGUAUACGUGAUCAUCGACGACGUUGAUAAAUCUAGUAUAAAGCUGGAAGAUUGGCUGGAGAAGUGCGAGGAACUCUUCCCGGACACAAACACUGUCCACACCUCAAUUAAGAUGCAAGAGACCUUAAAGCAUUCCCUGAAGGUGACCUCUGAGAUGGAAGCCUCCGUACCCCCCGUCAGCCUGUAUGACUUCACCUCCAGCAUUCUAACUAGAGUUCAGGAAAUUAAUGAUGACAUCUUUGGAACACUGUUAACUGUCGAGCAUCUUCAAAAUUUCAGCCAGCCUAUCCAGAGGCUGGUGGAGGCUGGCCGGGUCUUCGCUGUCAAGCAAUUUCAUGACGGAAUUUACUAUGCAAGGAUAACAUUACAAGAGGGAAGAAUGUACCUUCAUGCACUCGACAAGCAGACUCUGCCCGCCUAUGCUGCUACAGUCAAGUACACAGACGUUGUAGAGAUGCUGGACUACACCUCCCUCCAGGCGUUUCUCUACCUUGGACGCGAGAGAUCUACAAUGGAACAGAUAGUCAUAUGCUUGAGUCGUGACACUGCACUGGGCAGACACUUCAUAAUGCUGUGUACUGGUGAGCUGGGCAAGUCUUACUUGAACACGCACAUUCAUCAAGUUGGGUACUCGCCAGAACACGGAGAGUAUAUGGUGUUUGGCGAAGAAGAGAAGUUCUUCAGUGAUUUACACACGCCACGACCUGCCGUGAAGGGCGUGUAUGGGACGACUCGCAUGGCGGGGGCUGUUUACGCGUGGAAAUGGCCGGACAUUGGAAACUGUAUGCAGUUCGGCGUCUCGCUUACUAACUGUGCAAUUCCUAAAAGUCCUUCAGCAGAUGUGUUUGGUGAGGUGGGGCAAGGUCUGGAUGUGUUGAGGGUGGUAGCUAAUACUAAUGACUACCUCCACGAGAUGGUGCUAGACUGUGGAAUUGUGCUGCCAUUUUAGGUUGCCGUACUGCCAUCCCAAUUGUCAGCAUUGCCAUUACAAUGCUACAUCCUUGUUUGUAACAAUUAACCCUUUGAAUGCCACGUAAGAAUGAAAGUUAAAUUUGCAUGCAAAAAAAAAUAAUAAAAUAUAAAAUGAACAGAUUUUUUUUGUUCAGUUUAGGGCUUCACAAAGUAAUACUUUGUAGUUUCAAUCCAGUUUACACACUGAAAUAACGUAGCAACUGGAUUUAUAAAAUUCAAAAAUUAUUUAGUACAGUGUAUAGACCUACACUGUAAUAUACGCCUAUGCAGAAGAGCUCAAAAGAUGGCUCUGGCAAAUAGCUUCUUUGCUACAGCUGUGAAGUAUUGUCUGCCAGAAAUAUUCAAACUCUUGCAGGAAACUCCAAAAUUGCGAUAUUGUUCUUUCGUGGGGUCCGGAUUAGUUGUAUUGCAUCCAUGUUUGUGUAUUUUAUAUUUAUUUAAGGAAAGUGUUAAGUCUAUCCCAGGGAUAAGUGUAUGGUGACAGCGUUAACUGUUAAAGCGUUGUCAUAAUCUAUUUCACGGGCUAUUCAUGCCCGUGCCAGCUCUUGGGAUAGCUUAAACUUGAAAAAUAUAUCUCCUGUAUAAUAAUUAUUAACGCCAUAUCACCAGCCUUUACUGUCUUGUCACCACCACAUCUUUCUCACCAUAACGGAUGUCACUUCAGUGACGUCCUCGUUAAUUAUCAGCUGUUGGUCACACAUCACCCUCGCAGCUGCUUUACAGCUGUUCCUGUAAGCCCUUGCAUGCAUUCCUGCCUUUGCCAUUCACUCCCAUAACUACCCUCGCUGUCGAUCAGGUCCCACAACUGGGCAAGUGACCGUACCGAGCAAUAAACAUUGUCCCUUUAUGACCUCUAUGGCUAACUUGUAUUAUGUAUUUUACACUAUAAAAUAAUAUAAUAAUAAU